This is a messenger RNA of Trichoplusia ni (cabbage looper), 892 nucleotides long. RefSeq lists its product as uncharacterized. The coding region runs from base 386 to 841 and encodes 151 amino acids. The record is from RefSeq and is a predicted model, not a curated record. NCBI's taxonomy places the organism in Eukaryota, Metazoa, Arthropoda, Insecta, Lepidoptera, Noctuidae. The transcript is spliced from 4 exons.
AAAAAAUCACGGUGUAUUAUUACAUAUUAUUUUAUGUUUCUAGCCACAACUAACAAAGCAUAAAUAGCAGGUCUAUGCAGAAUAUGGCCAGAGCCCACCAUAUAGCAUAGUAUUACUAAAAUCAUGUACGCGAAGUAAGCAUAUUAUUAUUAUAGCAUGAUUAUUAGCUCCCUAAUAAUCUAACACAAAGCUGAGCAACUGUCAACAAAGAUAUGGCUGUAUGGGCUUAGAUCCCUUUACCUUUUCCAUGAGGGAUAAAUUAAAAAAAAUAGCAACUGUCAGAUGUCCUGUCAAAAGAAAGUUUUGAAACGGCGCGGGGGAUAUUUGCGAAAUUUUGAAUUUAAUUAUAACUUUUCACUCUCAUAACCCACUUAAAGCAAUAAAUAUGAGUUAUGUAAAGAAUAACGACUAUCGUAACCUACCCUUUUGUGCCGAGACGCCUUUUGGAAACUUUUACACAUAUUCUGAUUUAAGAGACAUCCCAGACAAAUGCUACUUAAAUAAAGAUGAAAUAAUAAAAUGCAGGACCGUUGGGAUUCUACAAAGUUUAAACGGUCGAUAUUAUUUGAGUGACAUGGAGACAGGGCAACAAUCUGAACCCCUUGUUCAAGUUUCAGUGGUCUACUUGAAGUCUCCUCCGCAGUCAACUAUAAUCCCAUAUCCUGUCCAGGUGUUUGGUAUGCUGCAGUGGAAGAAGAGACCUGUUAUAUUUGCUACAAUACUACAGAUAAUGAAUGUAAAAACUGCCAUUAGAGUUAAAAAUGCUUUAAGUGCUAUUGCCAAAUUCCAUCUCUCUGAGAUUGAUGCUGAGCAAAAUUGUAAAGAAGAAUUGCUGUCUUGAGGACACUAUGGUAAAUCAAAAUGAACUGAUCUUAGACAAAAUGAAAGGUAA